Molecule: messenger RNA, 2577 nt
Organism: Perognathus longimembris pacificus (Pacific pocket mouse)
Lineage: Eukaryota; Metazoa; Chordata; Mammalia; Rodentia; Heteromyidae
Product: heterogeneous nuclear ribonucleoprotein F-like
Exons: 2
Coding region: 713-1960 (415 amino acids)
Biological process (GO): regulation of RNA splicing
Cellular component (GO): ribonucleoprotein complex; nucleoplasm
Molecular function (GO): RNA binding
Source: RefSeq, a predicted model, not a curated record
UGGUUAGGGAGUGGGCUGUUUCCGUCUUCUCCGACACCAGGCCGGCCGGGCAGCCAUCUUAGGUUAGUCAGCCGCCGCGAGCCCAGGACAAAAAAACAUCAAGGGCGGGGGGAGGCGAAGCCUAGGUACAGUAAGACGGGACGGAGCGAGUAUGUUACGGGGGGAGGAUUCCUGAAGGAGACACUUUAAUUUUCAGUGGUUUUGGCGCGCUGGAGGCGUCGCGCGCCGAGCGUCGCCGACGUGGUGGCGUCAUCACCGGGCGGCGGUAAGAAGCGGGGGGCUGCGUGGCCACGUGACACGGCUCCGUAGCGCGACCCGGCUUAGCGCGGCUGACCUGCGGCUCCUCUUUCCGUGGCUGAAGUUUCGGCCCCGCCGUUCGCGAACUGUUGAAGCACGCGUUUCCAGCGCCAUCGUCCCUUUUAUGGCCAUCCCGCGAGUCUAGUUCCCACCUGGGUUUGGAUUCGAUGUUAAGAACUGAAAGAAGAUGCACCUGGCCUUUCCCUGGAGCCUUCUGUGUUUUUAAUCAUCAGGUGGAAUCUAGGGUUCUCUGGCCCUAAACCGUAUUUGUUUCACAAAAAUAGAAAUUAGUUCUACCUUAGUGGACAGAUUGUUGCCUACCAUAAUUGUCUCCCAUUGAAGGCCUCUGUGACUGCUCUUUAAGCUACAGAACUCUGUGCUCAAGCUUGUCUGACAUCUGUCCUGUCAAGCAUUCAUGAUGCUGGGCCCUGAGGGAGGUGAAGGCUUUGUGGUCAAACUCCGUGGCUUGCCAUGGUCCUGCUCAAUUGAGGACGUGCAGAACUUUCUCUCCAACUGCACGAUUCACAAUGGGGUGGCAGGUGUCCAUUUCAUUUAUACUAGAGAAGGCAGGCAGAGUGGUGAGGCUUUUGUUGAACUUGAAUCACAAGAUGAUGUAAAACUGGCCCUGAAAAAAGACAGGGAAAGCAUGGGCCACCGGUACAUCGAGGUGUUCAAGUCUCACAGAACCGAGAUGGAUUGGGUGUUGAAGCACAGCGGUCCAAACAGCGCUGACUGUGCUAAUGAUGGCUUCGUGCGGCUCCGGGGACUCCCGUUUGGAUGCACAAAGGAAGAAAUCAUUCAGUUCUUCUCAGGGUUGGAAAUCGUGCCAAAUGGGAUCACAUUGCCGGUGAAUGCUGAGGGCAAGAUUACAGGGGAGGCCUUCGUGCAGUUUGCCUCACAGGAAUUAGCUGAGAAGGCCCUGGGGAAGCACAAGGAGAGAAUAGGGCACCGCUAUAUUGAAGUGUUCAAGAGCAGUCAGGAGGAAGUUAGGUCCUACUCAGAUAUGCCUCUGAAGUUUAUGUCUGCACAGCGCCCGGGGCCCUAUGAUCGGCCUGGCACAGCCCGGAGAUACAUGGGCAUUGUGAAGCAGGCAGGCCUGGAUAGGAUGAGAUCCAGUGCCUACAGUGCAGGCUAUGGGGGCUAUGAGGAGUAUAGUGGCCUCAGUGACAGCUAUGGCUUCACCACUGACCUCUUUGGGAGAGACCUCAGCUACUGUCUCUCCGGCAUGUACGACCAUAGAUACGGAGACGGCGAGUUCACCGUGCAGAGCACCACCGGCCACUGCGUCCACAUGAGAGGGCUGCCCUACAAAGCAACCGAGAACGACAUUUACAACUUCUUCUCUCCACUCAACCCCGUGAGAGUGCAUAUUGAGAUUGGCCCAGAUGGAAGAGUGACCGGAGAGGCUGACGUGGAGUUUGCUACCCAUGAAGAAGCUGUGGCGGCGAUGUCAAAGGACAGGGCCAACAUGCAGCACAGAUACAUAGAACUCUUUCUGAAUUCAACAACAGGGACCAGCAAUGGGGUUUAUAGCAGCCAGGUGAUGCAGGAAAUGGGGGUGUCUGCUGCCCAGGCCACCUAUAGUGGUCUAGAGAGCCAGUCAGUGAGUGGUUGCUAUGGGACCGGCUACAGCGGUCAGGAUAACAUGGGAGGGUAUGACUAGUUUUGUAGGAGCAUUUGAGUUAAUCGAAUUUUCACAGGCAGCCAGUUAGCAGUGAAAGGCAGUUUAUACUAGAGGAAGCUGUGGGACCCAUUUUACACCAUGAGUUUGUGAAAUAUAGAUUUAAAAAUUACUUAGUGUUUUCUCAUGCAAACUUUUCUUCUAGCAUGUGAUAUUGAAUAAACUAAAGCUUUUUUCUUCUACUUUUCUUGAUUAACAUUUUUGCUAGUAUUCUUCAGAGUGCUGUUAUCUGAGUUCAAGUAGUUGAAGUGUGUUUAUGGUGGAUCUUCAACACCACGUGAGCACACUGGGGACACGUACUUUUUGGAGAUCUCAAAGGUGCUAGAUCCCUAAUCAAAGAGAAGCAGUUCUCAUGCUUGUUCAUUCUAGUUUAUAUUUCAUUUAAUAUGUUUUAGAUUAGGUUAAGUUUUAAGUUUUUUAAAAGUUAGUUUUGAGAAUUGAGACACAAUACUAAUACUGUAGGAAUUGGUGAGGCCUUGACUUAAAGCUUUCUUUGUACUGUGAUUUCCUUUCGGGUGUAUUUUGCUAAGUGAAACUUGUUAAAAUUUUUGUUAACUGAAUUUUUUUCUUAAAAUAAAAAAUUUUUCACAAUGAAAAAA